GAAACUUCUAACUGAUUUCUGAGAGCCUUGACUUAGCAAAAACGCGUUUUGUUCUUUCACACUAUAUUUGAAUCUUUUUAUUAAUCCAAAAUCCAAACAUCAACUUUCAGGGAACAAACAUGACUGAUUUUCACUAUCAGUUUCCUGAUUCUCCUCCUUCCUCUUACACUUCAUCAGACAGUUUUGAAUAUCUUCAAAGAUUUUUUGAGAAAUAUGGCUCAUAUAUAAUUGUGGCAAUAUUUGGAAUUGUGGCAAUAGGUUUUGUUUUGGCAAUAGUUUGUGGAAUUAUUGAGUGUUUGAAGACAGUAGGAACAGCAAUGUUUUCUUACACUCAGAUUCCAACCACAGAGAAAGAUAAUCAAAUAUCUUCCAAUUCAUUUUCUUCAACCAACAACAUUGAAGUUGUAGUACAAACAGAUUCAAAACAUGAAUUUGCAACCAUGGAAAGAAUAUUUAGCAACAUCAAUAGAGAGAAACCGGUAAGAUUCACACCUGAGAAACUCGAUGAAAUUACAGAAAAGUACUCAACCAUAUUAGGUUCUGGUGCUUUUGGCGUUGUCUUCAAAGGAGAAUUAUCAAAUGGAGAAAAUGUUGCAGUGAAAGUUCUCAACUGUUUGGAUAUGGGAAUGGAAGAGCAAUUCAAAGCAGAAGUUAUCACAAUUGGAAGAACUUAUCAUAUCAAUUUAGUCAAACUUUAUGGCUUCUGCUUUCACCGUGAUAAACGAGCACUUGUUUAUGAAUACGUGGAAAAUGGUUCUCUAGACAAGUACAUAUUUGGCAGCAAGAACCGCAAUGACUUUGAUUUUCAAAAGCUUCAUAAGAUUGCGAUCGGAACAGCUAAAGGUAUCGCUUAUUUACAUGAGGAAUGUAAACAUAGAAUAAUUCAUUAUGAUAUAAAACCAGAAAAUGUUCUUCUCGACAUGAAGUUAGAACCUAAGAUAGCUGAUUUUGGAUUAGCAAAGCUUAGAAGUAGAGAAAGUAACAUUGAACUGAAUACUCACUUUAGAGGAACGAGAGGAUAUGCCGCACCAGAAAUGUGGAAGCCUUAUCCAGUGACAUAUAAGUGUGAUGUUUAUAGUUUUGGUAUUCUUUUAUUUGAAAUUGUAGGGAGAAGACGGCAUUUUGAUUCUAGCUAUAGUGAAUCACAACAAUGGUUUCCAAGAUGGACAUGGGAAAUGUUUGAGAAUAAUGAAUUGGUUGUUAUGCUUGCACUUUGUGAAAUUGAAGAGAAAGAUAGUGAGAUAGCAGAGAGAAUGUUAAAGGUUGCUCUAUGGUGUGUUCAAUAUUCACCAAAUGAUAGACCUCUAAUGAGUACUGUUGUGAAGAUGUUAGAGGGUGAAAUUGAUAUUUCUUCACCUCCAUUUCCUUUUCAUAAUCUGGUUCCUGCUAAAGAAAAUUCGACACAAGAGGGAAGUACUGCAGAUUCUGAUACGACUACAUCAUCAUGGCGUACCGAAUCUUCAAGAGAGUCUGGUUUUAAAACCAAACACAAUGCAUUUGAGAUUGAAACAGCUACUUCGAUUUAGUUAAGAGUCCCAUGUGAUAUGACUAUAGGCAUGAGUCGGCUUAUGAAUUGAUUUUGUAGGAUUGAAUUAAACCCAACCCAAAUCCAAAGAAAUGUAUUAUUGUUGUACAGAGAAAACAAUAUUGUGCUAUGAAACUCCCUCUCAUAUUGGUUUUCUAUCAACAAAGUGUUGCAAAUUUCUAUAGAAUAGUUUAUCAAAGGUCAAAUAGAUAAACACAAACUAAGAUUUAGAGCCUACUUUCCAACCAAACAAAGUUUUUUUACACAAGGUCAAAGAGGAAAGAUGCAAAGCCUCUAUAUUGAGAUUCUACUGUUUUUAUAUCUAUCAUGUUUAGGCCUCCGAAAUUUGUAUACUACUAGUACUACAUAGAUAUGGUCAAAUGUAAUAUCAAUUUUACAACCACAGACAUCUUGAGUUCGGCUUUGCUUAA
Molecule: messenger RNA, 1956 nt
Organism: Medicago truncatula (barrel medic)
Lineage: Eukaryota; Viridiplantae; Streptophyta; Magnoliopsida; Fabales; Fabaceae
Product: LEAF RUST 10 DISEASE-RESISTANCE proteinUS RECEPTOR-LIKE PROTEIN KINASE-like 2.2
Exons: 2
Coding region: 120-1526 (468 amino acids)
Biological process (GO): protein phosphorylation
Molecular function (GO): protein kinase activity; ATP binding
Source: RefSeq, a predicted model, not a curated record